This is a messenger RNA of Penicilliopsis zonata CBS 506.65, 876 nucleotides long. RefSeq lists its product as hypothetical. The transcript has 2 exons. Bases 1 to 801 code for a protein of 266 amino acids. The record is from RefSeq and is a predicted model, not a curated record. Lineage: Eukaryota; Fungi; Ascomycota; Eurotiomycetes; Eurotiales; Aspergillaceae.
AUGCUUUCUAUAAUCCUGUUCAGCGCCGUGGUCGGCUUCUUCCUCUACGACCCCAAAGCCCUGCCGGGACUGUGGCAUGCUCGUAUCUUGACUGUUCUCGUCAAACAUCUCGUCUGGCGCCGCAACAGCGCCAUCACGGAGACACCCUCGCCGUCGACCAUCUUCCGCCCCCUGCGCACCUGCUCCUACUGCUCUCUCAACGAAAUCGACUUCAACCUGCACAAAUCCAACAGCACCUUCUACGCCGACCUCGACAUCAGUCGCAUCGAGCUCCUGGUUGUGCUGUUCAAGGACGCCAUCACCCCGCUGGCGCCCCGGGCCAACCUGGCGCCCGAAAACGCCUACAGCCGGCGCAACCGGCGCAGGCCGCUCCUCUUCCUCCUCGGCGGCGUGGCGUGUAUCUUCAAGCGCGAGAUCAAACCCUACCAGCGCUACGAGGUCGUCUCGCGUGUCCUGACGUGGGAUGAGAAAUGGGUGUACAUCGUCAGCUACUUUGUGAAACCGGGCGGUCGUCAGCCCGCGGAGAUCACAGAAGACAGCAUCCUUGCCUCGGCGCUGUCCAAGUAUGUCUUCAAGCAGGGCCGUCAGACCCGGGACCCCGCCGGAGUGUUGCGGGAGCUGGGGUUGGCAGGCGACCCUGAUGCCGCCGCUGGUGACCGGCUGCCUCUGCCUUGUCAGGAUCUACUCGAUCAAGGCGCCGGAGCAGCCGCAGCGUGGACCUGGGCCCAUGUGGAGGCCGAGCGCCAACGUGGGCUGGCGAUAGCACAGCAUAUGGCCGGCUUGGAUGGGUUGAUGGGGUGAUGGCUGAUUGUGGAUGAAGACGAAUCAUAGGAGAAUACGUGGAUACGGCGGUAUAUUUAGAAUAAUAGAACUGCU